Mercenaria mercenaria is the source of this 4146-nucleotide messenger RNA. RefSeq names its product sodium-dependent glucose transporter 1A-like. The transcript has 3 exons. The record is from RefSeq and is a predicted model, not a curated record. Bases 4 to 1503 code for a protein of 499 amino acids. NCBI's taxonomy places the organism in Eukaryota, Metazoa, Mollusca, Bivalvia, Venerida, Veneridae.
AAAAUGGACACUGCUAAAGACGAAGAUACCGAUAUAAAGCCACAAAGAUCAACAUGUGAAAAGGUUGUUGAAACUGGCUUCCUUGUAGCCACAUGGCUAGCUCUCGGUUUAUAUCUUGAGAUAUUUGGUCCAACAUUGAUUGAUCUCAAGAUCAAACUGAACACCGACUAUGAAAAUAUAGCCGUGGCCGUGUCUGGCAGGAUGGUCGGACUAUUUCCUGGUUGCGUAUUUGGUGGACUUCUGGUGGACAAGUUCAGGAAAUACUGCCAUCUCAUGUUGGCUGUUUGUUUAGAUGUAGCAGCAGUAGUAACAGUGUUUAUACCAUGGUCACCAAACGUGGAAGUUCUGUGGUUUUUGUGUUUUGUGGGCGGCUUUGUAGAGUCAAUUGUCAACAUUGCGGGACAGCGUCUUAUACUGAAGCUUUGGUUAGAGAAGGCUGCAACCCCAAUGAUUCUUCUUCAUUCGGGUUACGGGUUUGGUUCAUUUUUAAUCCCACUAUACACAAAUCCAUUUCUAGCAGUUAAACGAGAGGAUGUUGAGAACACCACCUUGACUGACUCAUAUAAUAUCUCAACAACUCCUGCAAACGUUAUGCUAAAUAGUACAGUCCCGUCAGAGUAUAUAACAGAAUCGCGGAUAGAAUAUUCAUAUGCAAUCUCUGCAGCACUAGUUGCUUUGCACUCAAUUACAUUUUAUAUCUAUCAAAUUCGUGAAAGGCGAUAUCAAACAUUCUGCAGUAAUGAGGUUGAAACAAUUAAUACAGAAAAGCCAGUGGCAGAAAAAGCAUUCGAGGAUCGAACCUUUCUGCAACUAAUAAAUCCCGCUACGUGUGCAGGAGGUCGGAUGUGUUACGGCAUCCAGAUUUUCGUCCUUCUGUUCUUUUACUUUGGAAAUGUGGGUGGUGGUGAACGGGUCAUUGCCGGAUUUGUUCGCAGUUAUUCCAUUGACCAGCUGGAUUUCUCGAAAGACAGCGGCUCGUAUAUCAACACCUCUUUUUGGAUCAGCUUUUUGAUUGGCCGGAUUACCUUUUCAGUUGCAGCCAGAUGGAUUUCGGUGCGAAUUUUGGUUUUAAUAGAAUCUGGCGGAUUAACGAUUGUUGCGAUUCUAAUGACAAUCUUCGCGAGACAUAAUUCUUUAGCUUAUUGGAUAUUGGUACAACCACUCGGUAUAUUUCUCGCGCCUCUGUGGCCGUCAGGUGUGGCAUGGGCAGACUUACACCUUGAAUUAACGGGGAUGGGAAUGAUGCUUCUACUUCUUGGUGGCUCUGUCGGUGGAAUUGGGCAUCUAAGGUUAAUUGGAUAUUUAUAUGAACAUAUUGGGUAUCAUACGUUUCUGUACCAAGUACUUGGGUACGCUAUCUUGUCUUUUGUAAUUGCAGUAUCACUUGAUCUAACCGGAGCCCAGCACGGAAGUAGAUUUACCUGGAAUAAAAAGGACAGCGACAACGUAGUUGAAAUGGAAAAAGUCGGAGAGAAUAACGUUCUUGAAUCAAAGAAAUUAUGAAUAUAGUGUGUUAAUUCUUUCCUAUAAUACUGUUGAAUGAAUAUCUUAUUUGGAACGUCACUAUAAAUAGUUACAAUUUCAGAUGACGCAUCUUUUGUUUUGCCCAAGUAAUAUCGACACAUUUGAUACCGGCACGUUGGAACGCCAACUCGUUCUGACGCUGACGUCGUUUAUAAUGCAACAUAUAUAUUCAUAAUGUCAGUAAACUUAUAGGUGUACGUUUUGGCUAGUAUACCCCAAACCAAAUACAGAAUCCUAUAAGUAUCCAACAGAAGUUGAAGUGCUAUCAAACAAUAGUUUCAAACAUGAACAUCGGGGAUAAAUUAUCAAUCAUGAUAUAUUUAGUGUUCAAAUUGACCAUAUAAAUAUGUUCAGUCCUUCUUUAUGUAAGUUCACACUUAGUUCAAAUUAGAACUGAAUUAUAUUUGGAUUCCAUUUAUAAGUUGAGUACCGGUAUGUCCCUGAUUACUUACUUUGAUCAUAUCUGAAUGUUUUGGUUUUCAUUUGUUAUAAAUAGAUCGGAAUUAUACAGCAAUAAUUAAUGACUAAGCGUUUUGACCUAUAUAAACACAAAUGGACUUCUUGCAGCUAGCGAUUCUCGGAUGACUUGCAAGAAGUCCUAAAGAUUAUGGUUUAUACCCGUUCAAAUGUAUAUAAAGUUACAUUUAAUCCUUAUAACUCAAAAUUUUAUUAGUUAAAAUUUGUUGUUGUUGUUGAUAAUAUAUAUUUACGUCUUAUUUUAUCUACUGCAAAGCGUUAAACUAUCACUGAUUCUUUUUAAACGAAGCUGUACAUAGGAGUAAAUGCUGGAAAGUAUAAUAUAAGAUAAUGCAUAGAAUCAAAAUGGUAUUAUGGUGGUAAAAGACCAAAUUAAGUCAGAACAUUAAUCUAAUAAGUACAUUUCAAUUAUAUCUAUAUAAUCUGAUUACAUUUUUCAUGGACUGAAAUAAAAACAUCAUGGGAAGGUUUCUUGUUUUGGUAUACAUGUAUAUGUUAAAAUGAGUCUAGAGUUAGUUUAGUCAAUUGCGUCCUUUUAAUUGACAUAUGGUAAUCAUUUCUGUGGAUUGUACCUACGUAAAGAAAAGGAAUUUCUAUCAAAAGUACCUAGCUAAAGAUAAAUUGUUUUCUUUCCAAGAGUAUCAGAAAAUCAAAAAAAGUGUACUUUUAGGCCGGAGCGCAAUUCACGAAGCGCUGGAGGAAGCAAAGAAUUGGAAUAUUUCGUUUAUUUGGGGUUGUAUUUUGUAUCCAUUUAAUUGUUUGUAUUUUCAUUCUUAUACAAUCGAUCUUUGAAACUUCUAAAUAGGACAGCCAAAAAGACCAGCCUACGUUUCAUGAAUAUUUAUCAAUAAGUGAGAUAUUCAUGAAGCGGAUGUGUGGAUAUAUUUCAAUUUGAUGCGUUUUAAUUUUUUCAAUUUCCUUCUUAUCGAUCGUUCAGACUAUUAAGAUCAAAUAUAUAUGUCCUCUGAAAUGUUUUAUAAAGCUGCAUGUUGUACAAAUGACAUAGUAUUUGCUUUAACAGACAAACUUUGAAUGAAGUUUCCUCUGUUUUAACCCAAUUGACCUGGCACAAUGAUGUACCAAAUUCCGCACCACCAGUUCUCUGAAUGCUUUGAUUUCCGUAUGAGUCUUAAGUAGAUUAUUUCAAUUAUUCAUGUUUUAAAUGCGCUGGACCUACUGAUACUAUCUACCGACGUACUUGUACCUAUCAGUAUUAACUUGUACUUUAAUUAAAAACUGAUAGCUUGUGAUGAGCGUACGGUGAAAGCUUAACUUGCAUAUAUAUUAAACAAAAAGUGUAACGAAAGACAUUGUGGAUGUUACACAAAGUGUUGCAAAUGUAUGUUUAGUGACAAUGUAUAUAAUAUUUGGUAAGAGCAGGGAUAUCCAUGUGUUUUGUCAAUUAUGCAUUGGCGAUUGAUUACUAAUUUUAUUCAUAUAUAUAUGUUAAUGAUACGAGGUACACAAUUGUGAUCUCAUUAUAUUUUGUACAACUAUGCAAGCAUGUUAUAAAUUUUUUCAGUAGUGUUUGCUUAAUUCAUAAUACAUUGUUUUAAAACAUAUUAUCUUUCUACAAGUUUAAAUUAAUUUCAAAACAUAUAUACAUAUGUAAUUAACGUCAAGUCAGUGCAUGCUCUCUUUCUUAACAUGAUAACGUUUACACUAAUAAAUCGUGCACUACAAACUCGACAGUAUUUGUAGCUAAGACAGGUUGUUAUGUCAUUUAGAAUAUAUUUAUGGUGUUGAUUCCUUUUGCAACUUUAAAUGAUUCUUCAAUAUAAGCAAAAACACUAUUCGACAUAAAAGUGGGACAUUUUCAUACACAUCUAGUUUAUGAUAAUAUGCGAAACCGGAAUUUAAGAUUGUUCAUUCAGGAUUGUUGAACCAUCAGAAUUUAGUUCUGAAAACCGAAACGACCAACGAAUUUUUGACAUAUUUACGUGUUUAUAAAAUAUUUGUCAUUGUAAUCAGAUUUUUGACAUAUUUACGUGUUUAUAAAAUAUUUGUCAUUGUAAUCAGAUGUGUUGUUUAUGUGUGAGUUUUUUUUUUCGGAUUCAGUGUUCUUUCUCCUAAACUGGUGUUAGGGGAUUCGUUGAGCAUUAAACUAGCUCUCAUGGACAGGCUUAAUCAAAUCGAGUUUUCUUU